CUCUCGAACACAGUCUAACAUUAACAAAGCGAGAGAGCAGAGAGAAGAAGAGAGGGAUGAACAGAAAGUGAUAGAGACACUGAGCAAGUGUGGACCACUUUUACAAUUCAUUCAUCUACCAGUUUUGCUUCUUUUGUCCUUCAUUCAGUGUUGGAGUGGUCUGGAUGAAAGAAGGAGAGGGUCAGUGUUUUCUCACAGGUGACAUUUAAUGUAUGAGAAUCUGACUAUGCUGAACUUACAAAACAACUCCAACUGGACUGGCCCAAACAACUGGUACCACCCGGCCGACACCAUCACCCCUCAACACGGAACAAAUGGUUGCGUGGAAGAUCUGAAUGCGCAGAUGGCCGGAGCAGGGGAAGGAGUGGUGCCGGGAGAGAGGGAUGAGGUGGACGAGUCACAGCUACACCUGCAGCUAAAGAGGAAGCUGCAGAGGAACCGCACCAGCUUCACACAGGAGCAGAUCGAUGCCCUGGAGAAAGAGUUUGAGCGGACUCAUUACCCAGAUGUCUUUGCUAGAGAGAGACUGGCAGCAAAGAUUGAUCUUCCAGAGGCUAGAAUUCAGGUAUGGUUCUCCAAUCGGAGAGCUAAGUGGAGAAGGGAGGAAAAGCUGAGAAAUCAGAGGAGGUCAGGGGGCACCAGUUCCUGUUCUCAGACACAUACUCCUCUAAGCACAUCCUUUAACUCCCCUGUAUAUCACUCCAAUCAUAGCAACAGCUCAGGCUCAAUGCACAGUCGGGGUGAUUCGUCUCUCUCAGCCUACAGCUCUCUGUCUGUCUUCUCCAGUAUGCAGUCUUUGCCCUCCCAGUCCACUCCAACUUAUUCCUGCAUGUUACCUCCUUCUCCUACGGCCCUUCCCCCUCUUUCUCGUAAAUUUGACUCCUCAUCCUAUACCUCUCCCCACCUCCCGCCCCCACCGACGGUGAGCACAAACACAGGAUUCUUUGCCGGUGUUUCCGCAGCAGGGCAGACUGCAGUUCAAGGCGGCGAUCAGGAGCUGGGACAAGGUCUGGGUCAGUACUGGACGAGACUGCAGUAAACAACACACAUUAUCAUUAUCAGAUAAAACCAGCAGAGCUUCAAUCAGCAACUUUAAGCAAAGUAUUUAACAAAAAAUGCAUCAGGAAACCCUACUUAUUUAGAUGAUUUACACAUCAGGGAAGCAGACUAUGUAAGCCAUAAUCCUGUAUAAAAAAAAAGAUGUGGACAUCACAAACCUGCACAUGUGGAAGAGAAAAUGGACUCCAGCAUUUUUGACCUGCACCUUUAUAGGACUAGUCAGCAGCACAAUGCCAGACAAUAGCACAGUAUCAUUCUCAGAUAUUGGUGAGAAAACAGUGCACAUCUAAAAAUGCCUCAUGUUUCUAGAACAUAAAAAUAUUUUUUAAUUGAUGUGCCAAUUACAAUCAAUAUGACAAACAGCAAGUGACCAAAAUGAGGAUGUUUUAAACGGCAUUUGUGGUUAUACACAACUGUUCAUAAGUUUGGUGUUGGCAAGAUUUUUUUUAUAUCUUUGAAAAGGCUGCAUUUAUUUGAUCACAAAUACAGUAAAAACAGGAAAGUAUUCAUAUCUUAAAAGAAAAUCCUACUGACUCCAAACUUUUGAACGGUAUAGAUUAAUGGUAUUGAAAAUAAUGGAUUUUCAGAAGUCUAUUAUGAGCCUAUCAGUUACCAGUCCAUCAUAAUAUAGCACUGACGUGGAGAAACCAAUGACAAUCAAGCUUGAACCUGAGCUAAGCACUGACAAUCAAUCAAUUGCACAAAGUAGCAUAAAGAAUCAAAACAACUCCAUGUAGCCGAUGACAGUCAAAAUACAUUAUUGCGAAAGGCUGCAAAGACAAUCAAACACACAACUGAUCAUGUGUAAUAUACUGAAGUUAAUCUAAUGAUUUAUUACUGUACAUUGUUAUAUGGACAUUACUGUGAUUUGAUUCUUGCUUUAUUUCACCACUCUGUAACAUUCAUAGGUUUUUUUCCCUGUCAGAUCCCAUGAACUAGAUUUGUAUGUUCGAAUGUGUGUGCAUAUGAAAAAGAGAGACAGAGAUAGGGAGAGAGAGUGAUAAUGUUACUGUAUUUAUUAUUAGAAAUGUGAACAUUUUAGUGUAAGCCCUUUUGUGGAAUAUCUUAACAUUGAAAUAAAAAUAUUACAGUGAAAAGGAA
Messenger RNA from Pimephales promelas (fathead minnow), 2160 nucleotides. Lineage: Eukaryota; Metazoa; Chordata; Actinopteri; Cypriniformes; Leuciscidae. The record is from RefSeq and is a predicted model, not a curated record.